AUGCUUCAUAGGACCUAUUUGGAAGUUGUUAACGCCUGGAUCGAGAAGCAUACUGGAUUUGGUGAAGAAGCAUGUCCUUUCAUCCCAUAUCCACGGAUCAAAGGUGAGGAACUCUGCCUCGUUCUCGGACCCCGAAAAACGUUGGAUGAGCCCUCGUGGACCGUCGAAGCCUACGACCCUAGCUCCGGCCACGGCCAGGCUGUGGGCAGCAUGAAACAUCGUUUCGACUCAGCCAUUGUCAUGCAAAACGGUGAGAAGUUCAAUACUUAAUUCCAAUCAGUCUGCAUGUUGCAAAUACGACUUUGGCAAUUACGCUGUCAAGCAUUCUAUGUUGUGUGCCUAUGCUCUUAUCCGCUUUCCCUCCUUCGUCCUUUCGUCUCCGCCAAAGGUUCCUUGUACGUGAUUGGUGGAUGGGAUGAGCACUCGCGUUGUCGUUCCGUGGAGGUUUUCAAUCCCAUGACUGCAACAUUCGCGUCCGCUGCACCAAUGCAUUUCGAGAGAAGCUGCCACGGCGCCGCUGCUGUGGGGCACGAUAGCAUCGUAGUUUGUGGUGGCGAGAACGAAGCUGGCCCAGUGCGCUCAUGUGAACUGCUGAAUACGAACCUUGACAGGUAGGUCCUUUUUGUUACUUAUGCCGCUGAUAGUCAUCUUGAAGUUCCGAAAGCGUCGAUAAUGUCAAUAUAGUGUGUAAAUCAGGAUGUACAGUGCGUGACCGAUCUAAUGAAAUGUUAGCCGAAAUUCAGAAAUGCGUUCUCAACUGGGAAGAAUUAAAAGGGUGGCGUUGUAAUAUUAGUAAUCAUGUACCAUAAUCCCAUAGUAUUUCAGACUCGCCAAGAUGUCGGCUUUUGAAUUCACUUCUUUCUGACCUCCGGCAGAAAUCGUACUUGGUAAAAAAACGACUACUUACGUAGCACGCAUUUUACACAUUUAUUUUCGAUGUUUUGAUAAAUUCAAGUAUAUUUUAUAGAAAACAUGCACGAAAAUAUGCUUUCUUUUGCUUCUUUGGUAGAAAAUAACAUUUUCUUCACACUUUAUACCCGGAAAAAGUAUAUAUUUGGAUUUUGAAAAAGUCUCCCCAUUCCCGAAUAAUUUCGAGCCUGACCAGCCGUUGCAUUAGCGUUUAGCGAUUGCAUUCCACAAGCUGCACGCGUUCCGCGUAAAGAAAAUCGUAUAUUCCUCUAUGCCUUUAAGAAGAUACUAUAAAGCGUUUACAAAAAUUCUGCUAUGGAUACGGGCUGUGUUUUACAUUUCACGAGGAGUAUUGGUAAACGGACACGUACGAUGCUGCAUAUAUGGACAUCGCACGGUCCUUAAAACAUCAUAAUUUGGAACUUUUUUAAAACCAAAAGAUGACCUCUUUUAAGGUAUAAAAUAUAACGCCAGUGUGGUUUUCUACCAAACAAGCAAAAGAAGGCAUAUUUCCGUGCAUAUUUUCCAUAAAAUAUAUUUGAAUUUAUCAAAACAUCGAAAAUCAAUGUGCAAAAUGCAUGCUACGUAAGUAGUCGUUUUUUACCAAGUACGAUUUCUGCCGGAGGUCAGAAAGAAGUGAGUUCAAAAGCCGGCAUCUUGGCGAGUCUGAAAUACUACAGGAUUAUGGCACAUGAUUACUAAUAUUACAAUGCCACCUUUUUAAUUCUUCCUAGUUGAAAACGCAUUUCUGAAUUUCGGCUAACAUUUCAUUAGAUCGGUCACGCACUGUGCUUAUAUUCUUCCUGCCUAGUAGACGGCCUGUUUGAUUAUAGGCUUUGAUGUGUUGUGCCGAUUUGCUCACGGAAAGGCUACUUUGCUGAGUAAUCUGUUCCUUUCCCUCCCCUACCCCUGCACGCUCGCGUAGGUGGGUCCCGAUUCCAGACAUGAGACGUGGUGUCCAGCGGCACUGUGUUGUCGCACUGGAUGACGGUCGUGUUUUUGUCAUUGGCGGAAUGACCGAGACAGUGGGCCACGCUGCCGACGUUGUGUACUGCAAGCUGGCAGCGAAUACAGAUGUCGGAUCCAUCAAUCCGUCGGACUUCUGGGUGGAGGCCGCACCGCUGAACGUGGCGCGUCACAGUCACUCCGCGGCCGUGGUUGGCGACCGCAUUGUAGUUGUUGGUGGCUUUGACCUUGUCAGCGGUCACACCAACACAGUGGAGAUGUUUACUCCGCCUUGCCGACACGGGGACUUAGGCCAAUGGACGAAACUCAGCCCUCUCAUUCCUGAUCAGAAUGUCCUGUCGUUGACGGUGUGCUCCAGUCGCCCCAUCGCCUUUGGUAAAGCUCUCUGAUUAACGCUGAUCUGUGCAAUACUUGCCCCAGUGAUCUGGCUGAAAGAUGCCUUGGCAGGUGACAUGAACUGCUGUAAGCUUCAGGAAGGCUUAUUUCUGAAUUUGGGAUCCAGCAGACUAGACACUGGGUAGUCUCCCUCUUAAGGACUUAUGGAAAGUAUCCCGAGCUCUGAACGAUUUUCUGUUCUUAACAUACUCCCACCUGAGACACUUUAGUCCCCUUUCCGUUGUUCUUGGCGAGGUUUAACUGAUCGCCACGACCUCCACUGAAUGUAAGCACACUGAUUGACCGCAGGAGACAGCUGUUUCUCAUGGAAUCAAACACGUCGCUUAGUUAUCGCUCAGCAAGAAGGCCUCAAACCCCUCCCCCAACCUUUAAAACCGUCCGCACUUCUUUCCAUUGCGUUUUCAUGGCAUAUUUUUUAUUCCUGUAGCUUUUUAGCAUGCUUUCUUUAUUCUCGAAUCGCAGUAUUUUUAAAUCCACCACCGCUGGGUGGAAAGGUUAAAUCCACUUUACCGGGCACCUUCUUCGGAUUAAGCACUGGGGUCGAAACGUAUUUGUCGGCAGCAAUGUGAAUUAACGAAAUAGCUUACCGCUUCUCCCAGAAGUUGACAUUCUUUGUGUGACGCCAACCGGCACGAAUCGAACAAAGGUUCGUCUACUGCUCUGAUAAGUUCCUCAGUUCGCCAAAACAUUCUGCAAGAGGAAUGACAUGAUGAGCUACUUAAGGCUGUCGGUAUUUAGUUUGUCGCUGCGGUUCGUCUACGCGGUUUAUUUCUUUGGUUUUUCUUUCUUCCCCCAGGUGAAGAGGGUAGAACCUUCGUUUUGGGGCCAAAGGCAACGGUCAAACUGUCCGUCUGUAGUCAGCUGAGGGCAGAACGGGAACAGGUAGGUCCUCCCCUUUCGAUCCUUUCUGUUGACUUUCAGUUUCAGUUUCAGUUUAUUUGAUAAGGAUGAUAGGCAAAGCCUUUGAAAACCCUAUUAAUUACAUGUCAGCUCGUUAGAAAUAACUGUACAGUAACAAUGAAAAUGUUCGCUAUAUACAUAGUACUUGAUCCAUUUGAGUAGCAUUGUCACAGAGAAAAAAUAUGUGGGGAACCGGGGUGUUUAGCUCAGAUUCAGACUGUCGAGGGAAAACAGGGGACACAAAUAAUCAUCCAAGCGUUUCUUGAAGAGUUGCAGGGAUGUCGCCUCCACGACUGACUGAGGGAGAUCAUUCCAUUUCUCCACUACCCUUUGCGUGAAAAAUUCAGAACGAAGGUUCAGCCUGGACAUUGUUGUCCGUAGCUUCAUCGAGUGGCCACGAAGAUUGGGUGAAAGGUGCCACUGAAACAUGUCCUCAAAGUUAAGUCCAUGCCCAAGGCCAUUUAUUAUCUUGUAAACCAGGAUUAGAUCACCUCUUUGCUGCCUGUAACACAGAGGGAAUAGAUUAAGGCAAUUCAGUCUGUCCGUGUAGGAUUGGUUUUUUAGACCGUUUACCAUCUUUGUUGCCCUACGUUGCACCCGUUCGAGGCAUGCUUUGUCCUUUACAAGCCAUGGCCGCCAUGCUUGUAUGCCAUAUUCUAAGUGGGGCCGAACGAAGGUGCCGUAAACUCUCCCAAAAAGGUCUUGGUCAAAGGUAACGAACGCCCUUUUGAUUGCAUGCAGCACUCCCAUUGCGUUUUUUGCAGCCUUGUGGCACUGCAAUGUUGGUUUCAAAUUGUUCUGUAUCCAAACCCCGAGAUCCUUCUGUGAAGAUUCUGCGGGGAGUCUUAUAUCUUUCAGAUGAUAUGUCCUCAGGCUCUGAUUUGAAUGAGAGUUAGUUGGACGCAGAUGGAGGACGGCACACUUCUGCACAUUGAAGUCUAGAAGCCAUUUCUCCGACCACGCUUGCAGUCUAUGAAGAUUGUUUUGGAGGGAUCUCUGGUCGUUAGGACUCUUAAUGACUUGCCAGAGCUUAACGUCGUCAGCAAACAUUAUUUUGCCACAGUCGAGUUCCUGAAGGCUGUCAUUAACAUAAAGGAGGAAUAGCAAUGGUCCCAGAACUGAGCCUUGAGGCACACCACUGGUCACGCUCACCCAUUCUGACAUAUCAUCACCGAUGCAAACACGUUGUUUCCGACCAACCAGAAACGCCCCUAUCCAGUUCAGAAGAUCUCCCGGAUGCCGAUGGCGCUCAAUUUGUGAAGAAGGCGUUGGUGCGGGACAGUAUCGAAGGCUUUGCGAAAAUCAAUGUACACGACAUCAACUUCAAAACCCUCUUCUAGGGCCCUGGUCCAGAUCUCCAGACAAGCUAGCAGAUUUGAGAGGCAAGAACGUCCUCUCCGGAAGCCAUGCUGGAAAUCCUGCAAGAGGUUAUUUUCUUCACAAAAUUGUUGUAUGGCACUCUUUACUAGAGCUUCCAUCGUUUUGCACGAGAGGCAGGUUAGGCUAAUAGGCCUGAAAAGUUUGUAUUCCAGUUACGAUUUUGCGGAUUUCGGGGGUUAACGAUCGUGUGUGAGCUCCAAAAAAUCAGUAUUGGGCAGGAUUAACGAUAGUCUCCUGGAUUUGAACAAAACUGCUGUAUUCCCAAAGCAGGUGGUGAUACCACCCGUUAGUACUGUCGGAAUCAGAACAGAUUACGCCUGUGUCCUAUUAAUGUCCUUGCCCAGUCUUUGGUAGAUACCGUUGUCCCGAAAUAUGUGGGCUUCUGACCGGAGGGGGUCGGUCGCAUUUGUAGUCAGAUAUCAGCGAAGGCUUCAUGUGAGGGGGACGUGGCUUUGGCAGACGCUGUAUUGAUUUGCGUCCUCGUCACGUUUUUUUUCAGUCCGGUCCCACGCCCACGAACUCUGCUGCCCGGCCUCUUAGUGCCGCAUGGGUCAAGAGCAACUCUUAUACUCGCUGACCCACGUGACGCCCACGGCAAAUUCGCGUCCCCUCUACUCUCUCCCCCCCCCGCCUUUAGGUUAUUUCGUCCGUCGCCAGCGUCGUGGACACUCUGUUCCCCCGGAUGCGGUGACGACUUGCGCAUGCAAUUCCCUCAUCUAAACGCUGCCUUUAUGGCGUUCUCAUCCAUGUGAGGUCCAAGUUGCAAUAGGGGCCAUGUCGUGUGUUGCGCGUGUAGAGGGCUGUUUAACUUUGCCAGUCACAUAGUGUGCGUCAUCGGUUGAGAAGGUCAAACUGUCAGCAGGAAAGACUUUCGCAACAUUUUUCGCGUUUCCCCUUCCACGUUCAGACUAUUUCAGUGACAAGACAGAGUCAAGACGAUCAGAGCGAUCGUAGGUCUGUCUUUGGCCCUUUCACCGUACGCUGCUACUACAUUGUAGCUGGAACACUCGAAUUGCUUGUACCCUUAUUUAUAUUGCACACCCUACUUCCAGAGCUUUUUCCCAGAAGCGUAUUGGCCUUUUCAGGUUACCUACCUGGAAGCCAUUGGUUCCCUAUCUCUACAUAGAGUUGUGCUUGCCUCUUUAGUACAUGUUUGGAGCAGUUCGUUGUGUGGGUUACCUUUUUAGAUUCUUCAUCGCACUAUGUCUUAGCUGAGCAUAAGCCAACUUUGAUUUUCAUUCCUCCAGGGAGAAGGAAUGGCGACUGCAAUAGGUAAGAGCGGAAGUGGCGACGAAAGCAGCAGAUAAGUAGUUUGAGGAAGCCAGGUUUCAUCGAUCGUUAAGGAGCGUAAUAACGUACCGGGACAUUAAAUUCCGAGGUCCGUUCAUUCUCUCUCUCGGGCUCUAGACCCAUGAGCCUCCGGUCCCGUCCGCCAUAUCUGGACUGAAUGGGUGAGCCCGGCUGCUUUAUUAGUAAAGCACUAAGUACUGCCUGCAUCUGCUUGUAUGUUGCGUUUUGGGUUCUCAUCAACUUCUACAAUUGCGCCUGUAAAUUGCACUUUCAUAGAAACAAAUCGAAUUUUCUCGGAGCGUGCGAGACGAAUCUUCUCAAGGUGGUUUGAGUUUUAAAAAAGACUUUUUCAGGCAUGUUUACGAUAUUUCUAGGAAUUUAGGUCGUCUCUAUUUAGAUGUCGGCCUCUCCAGCUAUGUGGGUAGCAUUCUGAUUAUUUGCUUGGACCACGGUGCUCGGUGCGCAAUGGAUUCUGCAGGAGAUACUGUUUAAUGGCCCCGAGGAUGGGGUCCUGGACAUGCUAGUACGCCUUAGUUUAGCUUUCGCUUCUGAGGCACCGUCUAAUUCGGACUUUUCAACUUUAUGACGACAAUUUUGCUCACGUUUAAGUACGUGCUUAGGAUUUCUCAAGACUUAGUACUCACUAUGCUUACAUUCUGGCGUCAAAGGCUCACUGUGUAACUAAACUCAUGGUUCCCAGUUGGGCCUCGUAGCCCAGGUGACUAGAGCGUUGGCUGUGGUAAAGCCUUCUCCUUGCUGUCACGGGUUCGAAUCCUACCGAGGCGCCGAGUUUUCACAUUUGGGUCAUAAUAAAUUAGUUUUACUCUGUUUAUUCAGACCUACUCUUCGAUCUGUGGUGCUAAUCACUUAGCUAAAGGCGCAGAUAACUGAGGAUUUCUUCCUACUAUCAAGGGAGGUGAUGUAUGAUCCGCAAAGGGCAAAUGAUCACAGUUUCCGGGGGUAGACUUCAGGUAAAAGAUCAUUCUAAGGAUUGAGUUUAGGAGGCAGAUCUUUCGCCCUCAACCAUACAACUUUGAUCCCUUCGCUGCAGAAUUUGGCAGGCAAAAUAUAUGGAUACGAAGGUACUGGUACGAAGGUAAUGGUUAACUGACAGAUGCUCUGCCCCACCUUCUAUCACUGCUCCUACUAUGAGUAGAAAGAGAGCUGGUGGGCAUAGUAUGUAUAGCAUACAUCAGAUUCAGCAUAUCCCGGCUGCCAUAUAAACCCAUUGACUUAUUUUUAAUUUUUUGAUCGCCUUUACACGAUAAUUACUUUUGUGCAUGCCGUCGACAACUCUCCUGCAGGUUGGUUUUUAGAAAAAAUAAAUUAGUGGCACUCCACAGUGGACAUCAACCGGAAUGUUAAAUCUGAUAGCCUCUAAACAACGAUCUCGGGUUUUAAAAGGUUCCUCUAAUCCCGGCCUCAACUAGUUAUAAAUGACAAGCAGGCUGACAUCAGUUUUGAUCUGAUGAAAAUAUGUACAAGUAAAAAUUAUUGUGUAACUACUGGUGUUUGUUCGUCUAGAAGCUUCCAUGCUCCAAGAAGGAGUUAAGGGACUGACUGUCACAUGAGUCUCCUGCCGGUCUACCUGACUGAGGCAUUCCUGGUUCAAGGACACAAGUACUGCAAUCUGUAGAAUGUUUUGGAAAUAGUUAUUUUUGAAACCGGACAAUAGGUUAAUUUCACUGCUAUGUUAACGGACAAAAAGCAUUGGCAUAAAACCCAUUGAUUUCGAAGACGUCUUUGAAUGCCAGGCGAUGGGCAUUGUUCUGUGCUGCCGUUCAUCUCCCUCAGCAAGUUCAAUUGGUUACUUGUUGUACGCCCCUUCAUGCUGUUGGCUUCUACUUGCAGUGCUUCUUUCACCCCCCCCUCUCCCUCUCCCCCCUCUAGAAACCCGAUCUAGAGGCCUGGCAGUGGACCGAGUUGCCGAAACUUUCCUUUGUGUCCUGCGUCCAGGCCGCCGUUGCUACUCCCCGCGCACUGACUUGUUACAAGGCUGGAGCAGAGCAUGCCGAGCAGAAGAAAUAACCGGGCGCCUUGAUACAAUAAACGAAAAACCGUGCAUCACUUUGCAUAAUUCUGCUACAGUUUAGAACGCCCAUUUUUUCUACCUUCAAUUGUGUCCACUUCCAAUAAAGCAGCAUGGCUCAUUUCCUGCAAUCAGACCUUUUUUCUUACAUUAGAGGGCAACUUGUUCACCUUGCCGACAGACCGCGUGAGCUUUUCAUUUACAUUAAGUGGGCCAACUCAUGAAAUCUCGACAGAAAUUCCGAAAUGCGUUUUCGUUUCGAAAAGAUUAGGUAGGGUUAUAAGACCAAUUAUCAUACAGCAUAAUUCUAUGGUAAUUCAGUUACCCUAGGACGCCGGCUUUCGAACAAACUUCUUUCCGGCUACAUCAAUCAUAUUUCAUGGAAAACAUGCAUAAAAAUAUUCAUUCUUUUACUUAUUCGGUAGAAAAUUACGUCUUCUUUCAAUUUUAAGCUCAAAGGAAGGGUAUAAUUUAGUUUUAUAAAACUUUUCCAAUUCCCGAAUAAUUUUGGACCCGACCUGCCGUUACACUUGUAUUCAGGGUUCACAAAAUACAAGCCGUAUAUUUUGUGCGUAUUGAAAAGCAUACAUUUCUCUAUGGUAUUAGGGGGAGACCAUAUGGGGUUCAUACAAUUAAGCAGUGAAUUUGAGCCACAUUGUUAACUUUACAAGCCGCAUUGGUAAAUGCAGAGACAUGACGUUUUACGAACGGCCAUUUCACGACAUUAAAAAAAUCUCACAAUUAGGAACUUUUUAAGACUGAAUUAUACCCUUUCUUCUAUUGUAAAAUUGAAGGAAGACGUAAGUUUCUUCUGAAUGAGCAAAAAUGAAUAUUUUAUGCAUGUUUUACAUGAAGUAUAAUUGGCAGAAGCCCAACAGGCAGCCACAGUGAGAAAUCCUCUCUAGGUGGGUCGGGUACAACGGGAUGGCGGUUUUGAGGGGAAGAACGGGCGGGACAAACGGCAAAGGGCACUAAAUUGGCAGUUGGAAGCCGAAAAAUGUUGAAAAUCGAAGGAAAAUAAAUAUUUGUUUUAAUGAAGUCAAAAAUAGGGGGAGGAUGGCGCGCAAAUAGGGAAAACCGGAGGCAAUGACCAAUCGAAGGAGGGCUGGCCGGGGACGUGAUGUGAUUGGCCGCCGGGGCGAGUAAACCUGAACCGCCAAGCGGCUAACCAAUGGGAUCAUUGGCGCCGCACUUGAAAGUGGUGUGCGUUAGAUAGGCACGAUGCGUACGAUGCGCAAAGGGAACGCGGGCGGUCAGCGGUGUACUACGGUUGGGUAAGAGUAUUUGUAUAAAGUGCUUAUGACAAUUGCAUCACUUCCCGGCCCCUUACUGACCCCCUCCUCAACCCCUCCCUAUUUGUUAUAUCGGUGAUCUCCACGGCAUGCACCGUUUAAUACGCAUAACGUGAACAAUGUUUAAAAUACCUGGACGUACUCCAACACCACCGCACCAACCUACAGCAAGUCGGCAAACUCCCGACCUUGGCGGUCGCUGUUUUACGGGAUUUGCAAAUAUCCAUGGUGAGAACAGCUUGUAGGCCUACGUAACCCUUUUAAGUUUAAAUUUAUCCGCCGUAACCCAAAGUGGGGGACCAGGCGUGGAAGUACAGAUAGACGAGACGCUCAUAAGUCGCCGCAAAUAUAACAGGGAACGACCGCGGCGGCAGUUGUGGGUCAUAUAUGUACGAUACACGCAGGCGGAAAGCCCUAUUUGAACAGAUUAACAACCGCAGCUGGGAGAGUCCAUGAGGCCCGUCAUAAGGAAGUGGGUGGCUGCUGGUAGUGUUAUCGUAACCGAUGAGUGGAAGGGUUGCACCCGCCUACCGUCCGAAGGUUGUAGGCACUGCACUGUGAACCGCCGUAGGGGCUUCGUGAAUCCCACAACGGGACGGCAUACGAACGCCAUAGAGGCCAACUGGAGCAGAUUAAGGGGGAACCCUAAUAGCAAGCGAGCUCGCCGCGAGCCGGUGUACUUGGGGGGGAGGGGGUAGUGGGUCUGGAGCCUGCUCGCGGUUUGGAUUGGUUCCCGGGUCGGCUGCGUCGGCGUCGCCAAGGGCGCAAGCGGCCGCGCAUAGUUGCACUUGAUUAUCGAUUGGCUUGGUGCCCGAUAGUCCUCUGCCUCUUGCCGGUGCCACUUUUUGCUCUCUCAUGCUGCACUGCACACGUCGUGUCUCGCUCUACGCUGACAAUGCAUACCCUAACUGUCUUUGUCUUUGUGUUCGCUUGUGUCUCCUUUUACGCACAGUUAUAUUUACUCCUGUUAGUAGGCGCAACAUACGGCGUCAAGCCUACCUACUGGGAAUGCAGCCGUUACCUACUGGCGAUGGGAAAGCUGGCGAUUGAGGAGAGCCUACAAACGCCAAUUGGAUAAGCUAACCAACGAGCGCGCAGACGAAGACUGGAAGGUGUGACUGUGUACUUCGUCCACAUGCUCUCCAUGCCUACCUACAGUGCCUGUGGCCGUUACCGGCCGGUCAAAGAGGGAGCUGUCGUUAGACGAGAGCCAACCAUCGACGAGUGGAGAAACUAACCAUCGAAGGCGCAGACGGAAGACUGGAAGGUAAGACUCUGUAAUUCGUCCACUUACUCUCCAUGCCUGCCUACAGUACCUGUGGCCGUUACCGGCCGGUCAAAGAGGGAGCUGUCGUUUGAGGAGAGCCAACCAUGGACGAUUGGAGAAGCUAACCAACGAAGGCGCAGACGGAAGACUGGAAGAUAUGACUCUGUACUUCGUCCAUUUACUCUCCAUGCCUACCUACAGUGCCUGUGGCCGCUACCGGCCGGUCUAAGAGGGAGCUGUCGUUUGAGGAGAGACAACCAUGGGCGAUUUGAGAAGCUAACCAGCUAACGCGCAGACGGAAGACGGGAAGAUAUGACUCUGUACUUCGCCCACUUACUCACCAUGCAUACAUACAGUGCCUGUGGCUGUUACCCGCCGGUCAAAGCGGGGGCUGUCGUUUGAGGAGAGCCAACCAUGGACGAUUGGAGAAGCUAACCAACGAAGGCGCAGACGGAAGACUGGAGGGUAUGACUCUGUACUUCGUCCACUUACUCUCCAUGCCUACCUACAGUGCCUGUGGCCGUUACCGGCCGGUCAAAGAGGGAGCUGUCGAUUGA
Spirometra erinaceieuropaei is the source of this 10986-nucleotide messenger RNA. The record is from the annotation of a GenBank genome assembly. NCBI's taxonomy places the organism in Eukaryota, Metazoa, Platyhelminthes, Cestoda, Diphyllobothriidea, Diphyllobothriidae.